AUGCUAUCAUACAGUCCUUCGAAAACGCUUUCACUUCUCAUACGUGAGCGUGUGCCUGCUGAACAAUCACCGACCGCCCCUACACACCUGUCUGACGCCGGGGGCGGAAAGCCAUUCGUUGCCAUGUCGCUCCUUUCGGCGCAUUUGGAACAGAUCACGGCAUCGUGCCAAGGGAUUGACAGCCUACCAUUUCCUCCUCCGAAAAUCUUCACCAAUGCUCUCCUGUCCAAUCCUGACAUCACCUCCCUGAUCCGCGACACAGAGGCGCACGAGCGCGCGCUCUUUUCCGUACCGCCACCGCCGCCACCGCCGACCGCGCAAGCACCAUCCUCCGCUGAACCGCCCCAGGCCCCAUCGGCCCAGAGCCGGCGGCGCACCGUCUUCAACGUAGCCGGCGGCGAGGUGACUACCGGCCCUCCCACGGCGCGCGCCUCGGCGGUCCAGCCCCGCCGCCACACCGCUGUCGCUGCGGUCCUGGGCGGGGAUCUCCACGCGCAGAUCUCGCGGCGCGGCCCGGGCGAGGUCGACGUCGAGGUGCUGCUGCAGGGCGCGGAGAAGCUCUGCACUGUAUACGCGCUGCCGGGGGCCCGUGAGCGGAUACCGGCCCUGCGGCAGCGGAGGGCGAACCAGGCCAACACGCUGGCGUACUACGAGGCCAAAGUAGCGGAUCAGGCCGGGCGGCUCGAGAGCAUGAACAAGGACUGGAUGGGCGACGGGGAAGACGAGGAGCAGGAGGAAGAGGAGGCUGCGAACGGCCAGAUGACGGAGGAGGACUUGAGGAGAGAGGAGGAAGAGGUGCGCGAGCUGGAGAAGAAGAAGAGAGAGAUGCAGGAGAGGUUACGAGCUAUGGAGAAAGACCUUGGAGGCUUGCUGGGCAUGUGA
Molecule: messenger RNA, 882 nt
Organism: Thyridium curvatum
Lineage: Eukaryota; Fungi; Ascomycota; Sordariomycetes; Thyridiales; Thyridiaceae
Exons: 3
Coding region: 1-882 (293 amino acids)
Biological process (GO): attachment of spindle microtubules to kinetochore
Cellular component (GO): DASH complex; spindle microtubule
Source: RefSeq, a predicted model, not a curated record